Messenger RNA from Gadus macrocephalus (Pacific cod), 1950 nucleotides. RefSeq names its product extracellular calcium-sensing receptor-like. The coding region runs from base 1 to 1437 and encodes 478 amino acids. NCBI's taxonomy places the organism in Eukaryota, Metazoa, Chordata, Actinopteri, Gadiformes, Gadidae. The transcript has 6 exons. Gene Ontology annotation, cellular component: membrane. Gene Ontology annotation, molecular function: G protein-coupled receptor activity. Gene Ontology annotation, biological process: G protein-coupled receptor signaling pathway. The record is from RefSeq and is a predicted model, not a curated record.
AUGCAUUACUACUUGAAAACAGUGGAGAAAAACUACACCAGCCUUCCAGAGCCUCUAAAAUGCACAGGAAGCAUGGACACCCGGGAACUGCGCUUCUCUCGUGCAAUGGCCUUUGCCAUCGACGAGAUCAAUAACAGCACAGAUCUUCUGCCGGGGGUAGCGCUUGGUUAUAAAAUCCAUGAUUCGUGCUCCUCUGCGCCCAUGGCCGUGCAGGGGGCCUUCCAGUUUACUAAUGACCCGCCUUUGUAUAAAAACAGCGCUGGCUCAGUGAACAGGGUCCUUGAUCAGUUGAAAAGGGUGAAUUUCUCUCGUAAUGGUUACCACGUCUCAUUUGAUGCCAAUGGUGACCCUGUGGCCUUCUAUGAGCUGAUUAACUGGAAGAGAAAUGAGGACGGUGGUCUGGAGUUUGUAACAGUGCCUGUGUCCGUGUGCAGUGACAGCUGUCAACCGGGAACACGCAAGGUUCUCCAGAAGGGAAAGCCGAUAUGCUGCUAUGACUGUGUACCAUGUGCUGAAGGAGAGAUAAGCAAUGCUACCGAUUCUUCUGACUGUUCCCCAUGUCCCAAGGAGUCCUGGCCCAAUGCCGAGAAGAACUUCUGUCAUCCCAAGCUUGUUGAGUUCCUUUCCUUUAAUGAGAUCUUGGGAAUUAUUUUGGCAGCAUUCUCUAUAGUAGGAGCCUGUUUGACCAUCAUCACAGCCAUAGUGUUAUUCAAGCACAGAUUUACCCCUGUAGUGAAAGCUAACAACUCUGAGCUGAGCUUCCUGCUGCUCUUCUCCUUGACUCUGUGUUUCCUGUGUUCUCUGACCUUCAUCGGCCGUCCCUCAGACUGGUCCUGUAUGCUUCGCCACACAGCUUUUGGGAUCACCUUUGUCCUCUGCAUCUCUUGUGUUCUGGGCAAGACUAUAGUAGUGUUGAUGGCAUUCAAAGCUACAAUACCAGGGAGCAGUGUAGCCAAAUGGUUUGGCUCUAAACAACAGAGAAUGACUGUAGUAUCUUUUACAUUUGUUCAAGUUUUGAUAUGCACUAUUUGGUUGGUUUUGAAGCCUCCUUUCUCUGUUAGAAACCUGACCACUUAUAAGGAUAAAAUUAUUCUAGAAUGUGCAUUAGGUUCAGCAUUAGGUUUCUGGGCUGUGCUUGGGUACAUUGGGCUCCUUGCUGUAUUUUGUUUUGUGUUAGCUGUUUUAGCACGAAAACUACCUGACAAUUUUAAUGAAGCUAAGCUAAUCACAUUUAGUAUGCUCAUAUUCUCUGCUGUUUGGAUCACUUUUAUCCCAGCUUAUAUCAGUUCCCCUGGGAAGUUCACUGUAGCUGUGGAGGUCUUUGCAAUAUUAGCCUCAAGUUUUGGAUUGAUUUUCUGUAUAUUCUUUCCAAAAUGUUUUAUUAUUUUGUUUAGGCCUGAGAAAAACACCAAGAAACAUUUAAUGGGUAAAAAGUAAAAUGUAGAAAAGCUAAUGUAACCUUUAGAAUCAUACAAAGUAUAUAUUUAGUGUUGGUAUUUUUGGCAUUGGCAAGUAAAAGACUAAUCUAGUGUAAUUUCAAUCAUGUCGUACAUUAACCCUCAUUUUUAUUAUAAUUUUUGUCACGAUUAAAGUCCAUAAAUUAUGCUAUAUUUGAGUGGGCCAUGGUUGUCUUUUUACAUUAGGGGAGAGUGGGGUAAGUAGUGCCAAGUUUGACUUAAAGUGCCCUUAAAGCAAGGGGAUAACAGUAAUGCUUCCAACUAAGAUAUCUACAUAUAGUUUAGGAUGUUGUGCAUUCCUGGGAACAAUUACUUUGGAUCUUAAACAAACUGUUUGAGAAAUACAGCUUUAGAAGAAAAAGUGGUUUUGUGGCACAACUUGCCCCUGGUACGGUGUCAGUUGUGCCAUUAGAGAGAAUACACUGGGGGAAAUUGUGCCAUUGAUAAUUUAAGUAAAAAGGAUCAUUUUAAUAUCACAAAUGAUAAUUCUACA